Molecule: messenger RNA, 2024 nt
Organism: Pelecanus crispus (Dalmatian pelican)
Lineage: Eukaryota; Metazoa; Chordata; Aves; Pelecaniformes; Pelecanidae
Source: RefSeq, a predicted model, not a curated record
UGUCGAUAACCACACCUUCUUUUCCUAUUGCAGACGAGACUCCAAUUAUAGCUGUGAUGGUGGCCCUGUCUUCCCUUCUAGUCAUAGUAUUUAUUAUUAUUGUGCUGUACAUGUUAAGGUUCAAGAAAUACAAGCAAGCAGGGAGUCACUCCAACUCCUUUCGAUUGUCCAACGGCCGGACGGAUGAUGCAGAGCCACAGAGCAUGCCACUGCUCGCCCGCUCCCCCAGCACCAACCGUAAAUACCCGCCUCUGCCCGUCGAUAAGCUGGAAGAGGAGAUCAACCGCCGGAUGGCAGAUGACAACAAGCUCUUUCGGGAGGAGUUCAAUGCUCUCCCAGCGUGUCCCAUACAGGCCACGUGUGAAGCUGCUUCCAAGGAGGAGAACAAGGAGAAGAACAGAUACGUGAACAUUUUGCCCUAUGAUCAUUCCAGGGUUCACCUGACUCCUGUUGAGGGAGUUCCUGACUCCGACUACAUCAACGCCUCCUUCAUUAAUGGGUACCAAGAGAAAAACAAGUUCAUUGCUGCACAAGGACCAAAGGAAGAAACCGUGAACGAUUUUUGGAGGAUGAUUUGGGAGCAAAACACAGCGACAAUUGUCAUGGUGACCAACCUGAAAGAGAGGAAGGAGUGUAAGUGUGCUCAGUACUGGCCGGAUCAGGGCUGCUGGACGUACGGGAACAUCCGAGUGUCCGUGGAGGACGUGACCGUCCUGGUGGAUUACACCGUGCGGAAGUUCUGCAUCCAGCAGGUUGGUGACGUCACAAACAAGAAGCCUCAGCGCCUGGUGACUCAGUUCCACUUCACCAGCUGGCCCGACUUCGGGGUCCCUUUCACCCCCAUCGGGAUGCUGAAGUUCUUGAAGAAGGUGAAGACGUGUAAUCCCCAAUACGCGGGAGCAAUAGUAGUGCACUGCAGUGCCGGGGUAGGACGCACAGGCACUUUUAUCGUCAUUGAUGCCAUGCUGGACAUGAUGCACGCGGAGAGGAAGGUGGACGUUUAUGGCUUCGUGAGCCGGAUCCGGGCUCAGCGCUGCCAGAUGGUACAGACAGACAUGCAGUAUGUGUUUAUAUACCAAGCACUUCUGGAGCACUAUCUCUACGGUGACACAGAGCUGGAGGUGACCUCGUUAGAGAUCCACCUCCAGAAGAUCUACAACAAAGUGCCAGGGACCAGCAGCAAUGGGCUGGAAGAGGAGUUCAAGAAGCUCACUUCAAUCAAAAUUCAGAACGACAAGAUGAGAACGGGCAACUUGCCGGCAAACAUGAAGAAGAACAGGGUGCUUCAGAUAAUUCCAUAUGAGUUCAACCGAGUAAUCAUUCCAGUGAAGAGAGGUGAAGAGAACACAGACUACGUAAACGCUUCCUUCAUUGACGGUUAUCGCCAGAAGGAUUCCUAUAUCGCCAGCCAAGGACCGCUGCAGCACACGAUAGAGGACUUCUGGAGGAUGAUCUGGGAGUGGAAAUCCUGCUCCAUAGUGAUGCUAACGGAGCUGGAGGAGAGAGGCCAGGAGAAGUGUGCCCAGUACUGGCCAUCCGAUGGCUCAGUGUCCUAUGGAGACAUCACUGUGGAGCUGAAAAAAGAGGAGGAGUGUGAGAGCUAUACAGUGCGGGACCUGCUGGUGACGAACACCAGGGAAAACAAGAGCCGACAGAUUCGGCAGUUUCAUUUCCACGGCUGGCCAGAAGUUGGGAUCCCCGGGGAUGGGAAGGGAAUGAUCAACAUCAUCGCGGCUGUGCAGAAGCAGCAGCAGCAGUCUGGCAACCACCCGAUCACUGUGCACUGCAGUGCCGGAGCAGGAAGAACAGGCACCUUCUGUGCGCUGAGCACUGUCCUGGAAAGGGUGAAAGCAGAAGGGAUUCUCGACGUCUUUCAGACGGUGAAGAGUUUAAGACUACAGAGGCCGCAUAUGGUGCAGACACUGGAACAGUACGAAUUCUGCUACAAGGUGGUGCAGGAAUAUAUCGACGCCUUCUCAGACUACGCCAACUUCAAGUGAAGAAAAGAAAAAAAAAAAAAAUCC